AUGUGUCCGGGAGUCACUUCAAUGUCCAUUACCAAUACGUCCGAUUUUGGUCAAUUGAGCGGCGACACGAUUACCAUCCGCGUGCCGGAUGCGGCUGUCAAGCCUGCGGCGGUCGCCGUUGCUUCCGCACCGCUACAUCAAGCUCAAGCGCCGCUCGUUUCACCAGCAGACCCUCAGACUGGGACUGCACCAACACAGGACGCGAAAAAAGCAAUCGCCAGGCCGACAAGCAUUGGCGAGGGAUGGUACAUUAAUACUGAUCGCUGGCUGGCCAAGACCGACGGCGAGAAUCCGACGAACAAAGCAACGACUUCUGUAGCCUACUGCUUCUGCUCAGAAGGCGACGUGUGCUGCAACUCGUCCCACGGCGUGCAAUGCGAUUACGGCAUCUGCGGCAUCUAA
Messenger RNA from Verticillium dahliae VdLs.17, 402 nucleotides. RefSeq lists its product as uncharacterized. Bases 1 to 402 code for a protein of 133 amino acids. The record is from RefSeq and is a predicted model, not a curated record. Lineage: Eukaryota; Fungi; Ascomycota; Sordariomycetes; Glomerellales; Plectosphaerellaceae. The transcript has 2 exons.